AAGUACAUAGAAGACAAAAGUGAACCGAUUGCGACACCAUUUUUCAGAGGACAAAAACCCCUUCUCUCCAAAGUCCAAAUCUUUCCGCCGCCGCCGCCGGCCGUCGACCGUGAAAUUGAUAUGCAAUAGAUAUUGAUAUGAGUAGAGAAGAGAUUGUUAAUACGAUGACUGUUAGAGCAAAACCAGCAGCAGGAUUAGCUAUAGCUACUAUUGUAAAGAAUAAUGGUCACCAUCGCGAUAUUGAUGAAGAAGGAGAGUCGAGGCUUGAACCAAAUGUCGGGUUAGAGUUCGAUUCAGCCGAAGAUGCACAAGAGUUUUACAAUCUCUAUGCUACGAAAAUUGGAUUUAGGAUUCGAAUUGGUCAGCUCUAUCGUUCCCGGAUUGAUGGGUCUGUUGUUUCCCGGAGAUUUGUUUGUUCCAAAGAGGGGUUUCAGACUACUUCAAGAACGGGAUGUCCAGCUUUCAUAAGAGUGCAAAGGCUUGAUUCUGGGAAAUGGGUACUUGCUAAUAUUAAGAAGGAACACAAUCAUGAGCUUGAACAGCCAGGUGAGAUUUGCCCAUCUCGAAUUCAAAGAAAAAUUGUUACCCCUACCCCUACCCCAACCCCGAAAUCGAAAUCAGCUUCUGUUUUAUCAACUAGGACUGGACUUAGAUCACUUGAUGAGGAUGGCCCAUCUGGGAUUCUCGAUUUUAAGCGUCUUAAAAGGGAGAAAAUUAAUGGAGAAACUAGAAGUGAACCGUAUAAGGGGUUGGAGUUUGUUUCUGCUGGUGAAGCGUAUGAGUUUUAUCAUACUCAUGCUGCUAAUACUGGGUUUAAAGUUAGGAUUGGUCAGCUGUUUCGUUCGAAGAAUGAUGGGUCGAUUACCUCGCGGAGAUUUGUUUGCUCUAAAGAAGGGCAUCAGCAUCCGUCGAGAGUAGGGUGUGGAGCUUUCAUGAGGAUACAGAGACAAGAAUCAGGAAGGUGGUUGGUUGAUCGUUUUCAAAAUGAACAUAACCAUGAGCUUGGAGCUCCCAUUGAUGCUAGUGAGAGAGUGUCAUCAAAAGGAUUCAAAGAAGAAUUAAGCCAUGGGUUGGAGAAUAUGGAUUUAGUUGAAUCAAAUGGAGGGUUUAGCCUUGUUACAAGGUCCAGGGAGAGUAAAAUUGGAAGUGAUUGGUAUAAUGAGCUUUUUGACUAUUUUCAGGCUCGGCAGGCAGAAGAUAUGGGAUUUUUCUAUGCAGUGGAAAUGCAUAAGGGUAGAGCCAUGAGUGUAUUAUGGGCUGACUCUCGGUCUAGAUUCUCUUGCACUCAGUUUGGGGAUGCAAUUGUUUUCGACUCAACCUAUAGAAGGGGUAGUUACUCAGUGCCACUUGCUUCGUUCAUUGGUGUUAAUCACCACAGGCAACCAGUACUUCUUGGCUGUGCCUUAAUUGCUGAAGAGUCUGAAGAGUCAUUUACUUGGUUGUUCCAAGCUUGGCUUCGGGCAAUGUCAGGGCGUCGUCCUAUCUCCAUAGUUGCUGAUCAAGACUGGGUCAUUCAACAUUCAAUUGCUCAAGUUUUCCCCGGAACACAUCAUCGGUUUUCUGCAUGGCAAGUUGUGGCUAAGGAGCAGGAAAACAUUGGUGCAUUGCUCUCGAUGAAUCCUGAAUUUAAGUAUGAAUAUGAAACUUGCAUUUUCCAGAGCCAGACAGCUAAUGAGUUUGAAGCAGCAUGGAAUGUGCUUAUUAACAAGUAUAAUAUGAGAGAGAACACAUGGUUAAAGGAUAUGUAUAGGAUGCGUAAGAGUUGGGUGCCAUUAUACAUUAAAGGCACAUUCUUUGCUGGCAUUCCAACGGACGGAAGCUUGAAGUCAUAUUUUGGCACAAUAUUGACAUCUCAAGCACCACUUAGUGAAUUUCUUAUACGGUACGAAAAAGCCCUUGAACAACGUCGUGAAGAGGAAAGAAAAGAGGAUUUUAACUCAUUCAAUUUGCAAGCAGUUCUGCACACAAAGGACCCUAUAGAGGACCAGUGUAGAAGGCUUUACACUAUUACGACGUUCAAAGUGUUCCAGAAAGAGCUUUUGGAGUGCUAUAGUUAUGUUGGAAUUAAGAUAAAUGUUGAAGGUGCCAUUAGUAGGUAUCUGGUGCAGAAGUGUGGGAAUGGAGAUGAGAGGAAUACAGUUGCCUUCAAUGCCUCCAAUAUUAACAUCAGUUGCAGUUGUAAAAUGUUUGAGUUUGAAGGUGUGCUGUGUAGACAUGCCUUGAAAGUUUUUCAGAUAAUGAACAUAAGGGAGCUUCCAUCUCGCUAUAUCCUACAUCGUUGGACAAAGGAUGCAAAAUAUGGUAUACUACGUGAUGUCGAUUCAGGGGGUGCUUCUCAAGAUCAUAAGGCAUUGAUGUCGUGGAGCUUAAGAGAAGAAGCAAAGAAUUACAUUGAGGCAGGAACAGCAUCUUUAGAAAGAUAUAAACUUGCGUUUGAGAUCAUGCAGGAGGGUAGAAGAAAUCUUUGUUGGCAAAACUAGGGAAGUACGGGGUUUAACAAACAUAGAUAAGAGAACAUUGAAGCCAGUGUCAAAGUUUGAUGAUCAACCCCGUGUGAUGCUGUGGCAGUCUGUUGUACCAACAAUUUUGGUAAUUCCAGAGCUUACAAGACUUGCUGCAUAUUUUGGAUCAAGUCAGAGUAUUUUGCCAAAUGAUAAUUCGAGGAUUGAUGCUACCAAAUAGUGAUCCUCCUCCUGAAGCAAACAAACCAUCAUAUGACUAAUUUUCUUUCUCAAUCACAAUCACAAACUGCAACUGUAAAUUAAAAAUGUUGCUACAAAUGAUACUCUCCAGGGCUUCUUAGUAAAAACUGGACAAUUUGUGGUACUGAAAGAAAGCUCGACCAAAACGGACAGUUGGAAAAUCCAUCAUCAACCUCUGGAAAAUGGAUCCUGCAGUGAUCAUGUGGUGCAUUUGGAAAGAAAGAGACCAAUGCUAUUCUGAUGGAUCUGUUUUUCUUGGAGCAGACUAUCUAAUGUAAAUAGUAUCGACUCGCGUUUGGAUUUUGUAAGCUCCUUAAAUUUUUUAUAGGAGCCAUUUGAAAUUGUACAGGAGCUGUUGUUUUUGUAAUCUAUUUGCAUCCUCUGGAUGCUGGAUGAGUGAAAUCUACUCUUUACUUUAUCAAAAAA
Molecule: messenger RNA, 3128 nt
Organism: Solanum verrucosum
Lineage: Eukaryota; Viridiplantae; Streptophyta; Magnoliopsida; Solanales; Solanaceae
Product: protein FAR1-RELATED SEQUENCE 12-like
Exons: 2
Coding region: 138-2480 (780 amino acids)
Biological process (GO): regulation of DNA-templated transcription
Molecular function (GO): zinc ion binding
Source: RefSeq, a predicted model, not a curated record